Molecule: messenger RNA, 2199 nt
Organism: Colletotrichum aenigma
Lineage: Eukaryota; Fungi; Ascomycota; Sordariomycetes; Glomerellales; Glomerellaceae
Gene: nirA-4
Product: Nitrogen assimilation transcription factor nirA
Exons: 6
Coding region: 1-2199 (732 amino acids)
Biological process (GO): regulation of DNA-templated transcription
Molecular function (GO): zinc ion binding; DNA-binding transcription factor activity, RNA polymerase II-specific
Source: RefSeq, a predicted model, not a curated record
AUGAUGAAGCCGCUCCGGGAGAUACGUCCCCGCCCGAAGCCGCUCGAGGAUGCCGCCGCCGGCCCCCUGAAUGCGAGCCGGGUCGCCCGACGUUCGACACGCCCACGCAAAACCCCCAGCGCGUGCGAUCCCUGUCGGAGGCGGAAGAUCAAGUGCGAUGGUGCCCUUCCGAGAUGCCUCAUGUGCGUCACGCGGCACGAGAGCUGCACAUACACGUACAGCAUCCGCCACACCGUGACUGUGGCCGAAGGUGAAGAGGUCCCGGAGCACGGUUCUCUCAAUGAUGUGCUCGAAUCAUUGAAGACAAUGCCGUUUGAUGAAGCAUUGGACUGGCUGCGAAAGCUGCGACAAGGGGCUGGAAACUCGCCAUCUCCGACCGCGCCUCCGUCCGAGGUGGAGUUGUUGAGAGGCAUGCUUCCGCCGACCCCAAAUAUUCUUGAGUCUGAGUUGUCCAUGCGGCAUCAUGUUGCAUACCCGGCGUUACCCCCAAUUUCUUUCACUCCGGCGCUGGGAAACUUGCUCAGACCGUUGGCUGUGCAUCAGCAUCAGCCUCUUAGGCAGGAGAUAUCACCGCCUAGGCAAUAUCCUCCGAUUACUGAUAGUGAAAGCAGCGUCUCGGGUGAGGAGAUGUUUACCCCGGCCUCAGCCCCUACAGAGUUUGGCGACGAGUAUACAUCGGAACCAUUGUUUGAUGAGCGACUUGGAAAGGUCGACAUUUCUCUCUGGACCACAGUCUCAAUACCAAACGACCUCGCAGUUUGCGUGUUGUCUCAUUAUUUCGAAGUUGAUCAUCCUGUCUUUCCACUUUUCGACCAGGAUUUGUUCGUGAAUGAUCUUGUCGAAAACAGGAAACACCUUUGCUCCUCUUUUCUCAUCAACUCCUUGCUGUGUUGGGCAUGCAAAUCCUACACACCCAUCAGCCCCGAGCCUGCAAAGUGGUCUCUUAGACUCUUCAUACAAGCCCAGAAAGACCUCACCAGCCAACAAUCGCAGAACACAUUGACAGCAGUCUCUGGGUUACAGCUACUCGGUAUUAGCGCCGUCACUUACGGAAAGAACGAUCUGAGUCUGCAAUUCACACGAAAGAGUGUCGAACUCAGACGGUCAAUGGGACUGUUCGACGUCAAGGAAGAGGAGCAUUCGGCCAUGCAAUGGCUGCGAGGUCAUGAUGUCUGGACGCGGGCCGCAUCAUGCACGGCUUGGGGGGUUUUCAAUGGGGUCUCGCUGCUGUCUUUACAUUAUCACACAUGUGAAAUUGGAACGCCCCCCUUUCUUCCGAACCCACGAGACCUGCUGGCGGCUGGACCGCUCGAGGGCCUCUACGCAAAUGCCGCUCAUUCGCUCCUAGUAUUCAACGCUUCCAGCCUUUUAUGGACCAUCUGCCAAGAUAUACUGAGUGCUUAUUAUGGCUCGAAGAAAAGCCUACCACGUGGACAAGGCCGGCUGGACUUUGCGGAGGGGAUCUAUCUCAGACUUCUUCAAUGGGCCAAUAACUUGCCUCCUAAGCUUGUGAGGAAUCAAGACAGCACCCACGACGUUAUGAUGAUGCACAUCUACUUCCACGCAAUUGUGACGGACCUUUUCCGACCAUUCUUGACACCGCCUGCUGGCAAUCUUCGACUCAAUUUGUUUUCCAGCCAGCACGCUACCCCAAAAGCGGUGUAUGCUGCUUCAGUAAAUCAACUCAAACGACUUUGUCUCCUAUUCUGGCUUCGCUACAAGAAAGCCAGAUUCUCAGGCUUAUGGCAAACUGCCGUGAUAUACGUAGCAAACGCCAUGAUGCAAGAGGCGACCCAGUCAAACAUCCAGAAUGAGCGACCUGGAAGAGAGUGGCGCUUCUAUUUAGACCUGUGUCUAGCAGGGCUUACCGACCUUUGCGUGUCGUUCUCCACAUCCGGUGCAAUAUCCCGGGCGGUGGUGGGUAUGGCGCUUCAAAACGGAACUCUGAAGCCAGCAGAAGCAAAUCGCGUAUUGAUCGAGUUAAGACGGCUGGAGAUGCCACACGAAGAGGCUCGGUUAAAGUUGAAUGGAAAUACUGAAGCAACCUGGGUUGUUGACCUCGAUCUAGCCUUGACCGACAUCGAGGCUGCGCGAGGUCAGAGUUUAGUCCAGCGGUUCGAAAAGAUGAUGCUUCCUAGCGAGGUUCCAUACGAUGAUGCAGGACAUAAUGUAGAUCUCACAACCGAAAUGUCCAGUUGA